AUGCGGCCGAUUUCACAUUUUUGGCAAGAACUUAUUGUUGCUAUAACACCAGCAUUUGCUGCUUUUGGAUCGCUGUUUGCUGGAAUGUGUGGUGAUCGGUUUGGAAGGAAAAAGCUGAUUACAGUAAGCUCUAUCAUAUUCGCUUUUGGAGCUGUGAUAUGUGCAGCGGCGGUUGGAAAAAUGUCAUUGCUUUUUGGACGGAUUUUACUGGGAUUGGCUAUUGGUAAGUUAUAAAAAUAAAUAAGAACAAGCAAUGUAACGUCAAGUAAGGUAAGAUAAGGUAGUGUUAUAAAUACAAGGUAGGCAAGGCAGGGUAUGGUACAGAAAGGUAGGUUAGAGUAAACCAGGGCAGCGAUAAGCAGUAUAGGGUAAGUGUAGGGUAUGUGAAAAGAAGGGGGAGGGGUAAAUUAGUUAGGGCAAAUAGCGUAGCUUAGGGUAAGAUAAAGAAAGGUAUAUAGCAUACAUUGAGACAUGAUAGCACAAGAUAGCAUAAAGUAAGGUAGGGUCCAGUAAAGCAAGGGGUAGGGUAGGGUAGGGUAGGGUAGGGUAGGGUAGCACAACUUUUAAAAAUCUGCUCUACCUGAAUAAAUUAUCACAUUAAUUUAGGAGUAGCCUCAAUGAUAGUCCCAGUGUACGUAGGAGAAUGUGCGCCAACUCACGUUCGUGGUAAAUUACUGAGUGGCUUCAAUAUGAUGGUAUGUUUUGGUCAAAUGGCAUCGAAUGUAGUGGCAGCUGGCUUUUCAUACAUUGAUGAAGAUGAGAUCGGGUGGAGGUUGAUGUUUGGCUUUGCUGCUUUACCUGCCAUUGUUCAGUUCGUUGGCUUCUUGUUUCUACCAGAAAGCCCAAGGUGGCUCUAUAACAAUGUCAACGAGUUCAGUAGUCGAGAGGUGAGGUUUUAAAUUUUUUUAAAUUAAACUUUUUUUUUGAAAUUUAAAAAUUUAAAAAAAAUUUUUUAGGUAUUAAAAAAGGUAUACGCGGAAGACGAGGCUUGGGUUGACUAUGAAAUUCAAGAAAUUGCUGUUUCUCAUCAAAACAGCACCAUCAACAGUGACCAAAGUGUGUUUUGGAAUGUCAUAUCGACUCGGCAUUUACGAAAAGCUCUACUUAUUGGAUGUUCUCUUCAAUUCUUUCAACAACUGGCUGGUAUUAAUACUUUAAUGUACGUUUUCAAUUGUUUUAUACGGCUUAAAAUAGCAAGAACUUAUUUUACGAAAAAAAUACUGGCAAGAACUUUCUUUACAAAACAAAAAAUGGCAAGAAUUUUGUUUACAAAACAUGAAAUGGCAAGAACUUUCUUUAAAAAGCAUGAAAUAGCAAGAACUUUCUUUAAAAAGCAUGAAAUAGCAAGAACUUUCUUUCCAGCGCUAAAGCUAGUAUUUUAGGUACUACACUGGCUCUCUCGUAAAAUCAGUAGGUGUAGCUGACAAUCACACCACAAUUUGGGUAUCAUGCAUAAUCUCAGGAGUCAAUUUCAUUGGCAAUUUUAUUCCUUAUUUUGUUAUUGAGAGAAUCGGACGUCGCAAAGCUUUAUUGACCAGUAGUUUAGCCGUAGCUUUGACAUUAAGCGCUUUGGGCACGGCAUUUUUAAUGGUGAAUCGAGAUACAAUGGGUACGAUAAGUUAUGAUGAGAUGGAACAAAUUAUUGGAGUGAAAGAGCCGUUAACUGGAGAUGAGGCGCUCGCUAGACAUUGUUUGGCAUUGAGGUAGGAUUAAAUUUGAUUUUAAAAUAAAAUUUAACAAAAAUUUAGUAAUUUUAAAAUAAAAAUUUAAUAAAAUGUGUUGUGAGGCUUUCGUAUUUUACAAAAUCUUAUUUUUUAUCACUUUUGAAGCUUACUUACAAGCCAUUAAAGUGUUUUCAUAUCUAAUAUUAUCCUUGGCGAAGGUGUGCAUUGGUGGUUCGGUGGUAGAAUGCUCGCCUGCCACGCGGGCGACCCGGGUUCGAUUCCCGGCCAAUGCAGAUGUUUUUUUGCGUUUUUUCAAAGCUUUUAGGUAACAAAACGUUUUCAAAUAGGUGUUUGAAAGUUAGAGAAACGUUAAUUUUAAUUUUUUAAUUUUUUUUUGUGUUUACUUUUGGCAUAUUUUUGGCUUUUUUCUCGAAAAAUCGACGAAAAUUAGUAAAAAAAGAGUAAACAAUGGCAUUUUUAAGCGUUUUUUCAUUGUAAAAUGACUUUUGUUAAAAAAAACAGUUAUAUAGAUACUAAAAGUAAAACACAAUAUGUAAUUUUGUAUCAUAACACCUACUGUAUGUCUUAGAAUUCAAAAUAGUCUUCAGUAGAACAAUGCUUAUACCUAUAACCUGAUUACGUCUCUAUAUUUGAGAACAGUAAUGUAAAGCAUAUUUAUUUGACUUAUUUUAUUGUAGCGGAUAUUUGACAAAUAAUCGCUUUUCGAACGUUUUUUCCACGUUUUUUUUCGAAAUGUUUGAGCAAACAGUUAACAACUUUGGGGUUAGAGGGAACGAGCGGUAGUUUAACAUGGUGUUUGGUUUACUCAGUAGAUGUGAGUCAAUUUAAAAAGUAUUUUUGUGUAGAUAUUGGAUUUAAAUUGGGAGAUUUGUGGGAUAUUGGUUUGGGUUGGUAACUGAAAUUACAAUUUAGUAAUAUGGCAUACAUGGCUGGGAGGGUUAAGUUUUGUUUUUCAAUGACGGGGUAGAGGGUGGUAACAAAAAAAUCUUAAAGUUGGUUUAUACAGGCAUUGCCAAUGAAGCUAUGAUUAAUUCUAGGGCUCUAGCUAGAGCCAAAGCUAGAGCUAGAGCUGGAGCUGGAAUUAGAGCUUGAGCUAGAGCUAGAGCUAGAGUUAGAACUAGAGCUAGAGCUAAAUUAAAAAUAUAAUGGACCUAAAGGUCUUGCCUAGAAAACAUAAUGAACUUAAUGGCCGCAUCUAAAUUCUUCGAAUACGUAUAUAAACGUCAUUUUAUCAUAUCUUUACUACUACUCUAUCUUGUUUGUAGUUUGCGUGAUGACAAGAACACUAUAAAAUACGUUGAAUUUUUAAAGAAAUGCACCGGUAUAUAAGGUUUCAAUAGAAGAACUAGGUUUAUUAUUGUCUAGUCUUCUUUUUUUGGGCUGCUGUAUUAGGCUGUUCGGAAAAGAAUGGCCGAUUAACUCAUCCUGUUGGGCUAAAAAUUUAAUGUAAUAUACGAGGCUUCGAAAUUUUUGUUUUUAUUUAUAUUUUUUAGGUUGUUCAAAUAAUUAUGUGCCUAUUAACUUAAAAAAUUUGCUUUGAUGGGGUGCACAGAAUUAUUUAAGCAACUUUAUUGUAGUUAUACAGCCAAACUCAUAUAUAACAAAUUGCUCGGGACUUUUAAACUUAAAUUAGCUUUGAGAAGGGGCACAGAAUUAUUUGAAUUACUUGAUAGUCGACUUAAACCCUUAAUACCUUUUGAAGUUGAAAAGUCUUAUCUUCUAAGCCUAAAAAAAACUUUUAAAAAAAUUUAAAUUGCAAACCUUUUUCCCCUUUUACAGUAACUGUGACUACUGUGUAACAGACGACCGUUGUGGCUUCUGUUCAACUUCUGACUCCAAAUAUGGCCUUUGUCUACCAUUAGACCCACUACAUCCAGAUCAACAAUCUUCUACUGGCUUUUGUAGCCCUUCCUUCAACAGUACAGUACCUACAGUAUCCUUUUCCUGGACCGACGUGAACUGUAAAACUAAAUACACAUUGGUACCAUUAGUACUAAUGGUUGUGUAUUUGAUGUUCUUCAACUUUGGAUUUUCGCCGAUUCCGUGGAUUCUGAAUGCCGAGUUCUAUCCACUAUGGGCCAGAGGCACUUGUGUCAGUAUUGCCACUUUCUGUAACUGGUCAACUAAUCUUGUCAUAUCGCUGACAUUCUUAUCACUGACAAAUCUGUUGACCAGAUUUGGCACAUUUUAUCUUUACUCUGCCAUUACUUUUGUUGCCUUCUUUGUUUUCAAGAGCUAUGUGCCUGAGACCAAGAAUUGUUCGUUGGAUGAGGUGGAACAAUUGUUUAUGAAUGAAGAGGAUCGACUGUUGAUGAGGAAUAACAUGAAGAACACGUUUGAGAACAGUAGAAAAGCAAAGUAUACUGCGGAGACUGAUGCUGGGUCCUUUUCUUCGUAUCCUGCUUGA
Bursaphelenchus okinawaensis is the source of this 4092-nucleotide messenger RNA. NCBI's taxonomy places the organism in Eukaryota, Metazoa, Nematoda, Chromadorea, Rhabditida, Aphelenchoididae. The record is from the annotation of a GenBank genome assembly.